Molecule: messenger RNA, 1302 nt
Organism: Hibiscus syriacus
Lineage: Eukaryota; Viridiplantae; Streptophyta; Magnoliopsida; Malvales; Malvaceae
Exons: 3
Coding region: 183-1145 (320 amino acids)
Source: RefSeq, a predicted model, not a curated record
CCAACCCCCGGUGCAUUUCGCCUCACCGACCUCCCCCUUUUGGCUACCACAGCAACCUAGUUACCAAUUUCCCUCAGUAACUGUGCCUGCAACAUUUCAGCCAUUCACUUCCAUGGCUGCACUUGGUACUAACUGGCAACCGUCUCCUAUGACUGGAGGAACCUUCUCAAGAAGCCAACAUCAUGUCCCAAAUAUCUGUUACCAUUUUAGGCCAAACCUGGUUUUCCAGGUCCUUGGGAGCCCUCUUCUUGGUGGACUCAUGGUCAACAAACUCAGCCAUCUUUAAGCUAUACUUUCCCAGGAUCCUAUGCCUGCUUUUCUUCAGAACUGCCACCAUUGACGAAUUGCUCAGCGACCUUCGGAGAGUCCUCUCAAAGGGGGAUUAUCGGCCAACAGAAAACGUUUCUCAGAAGCACCAACAACUUUGGGAAGCUCAAUUAAUGGAGAAUGUUCAGCUAUGGAGAAUAAUUGGUCAAUUGCAAUCAGAAAUAGCUGAUUACGAGGGUCGAUUAAUAAAGCUCGAAGCUGAAGUUUCAUCUCUGAAGCCAUCUGUCGAUGAGCCUUCGGUUCAAGUUGUCCGGACUGGUUUAUCUGGAGCAGAAUCAAAGAGGGGGAGACCAAAGAGGUCAGUUGCUUUUGCAAGUGCGUCUGCUUCUCCUGAUGAGUCUCAUCCUCAAGCAAGAGGUCAAAAGCCUGCAGCAAAUAAAGUUCGAUCCGAGCCUCGAGUUCUUGUAUAUGAGAAAGUUGUUCUGAACAAGGUGGAAAAGAUAGCUCAGUCCACUUCGAGUACCGGGAAAGACAACAGCGAGAAGAUCCCAUUUGUUACCACAAAUAAUAGUAUUGACUUGGAGUGUAAUGCAAGUAAUUUGCCAAUUCUUGCAUCCCACAUCCAAGCUCAUCAGGCAAGUCCCGGCAUCCAAAUUUUUGGAAUGACCAAUUCCUCUUUAGAAAUGAAAGAACAUGGUGAUAAGGUAGAUAAUUCUAUUUCUAUAGCUUCCCAACAAGCUAAACAAAACAACGGUGUUUCAGCUAGGCACAUGGGAGGGAUAAAUGGUGAUCAAACUCUGACUGUGCCUGCAAGUUUCAGAACCGAAGAGCCUCGGAGAAACAUAUAUAAUCAAAUUUAUAUGAGAAUGUUUAUCUGAUGAGACAAGAAGGAAAACUCAUCCCGGGAUGGAGUUUCGUGAAUGAAGAGGAUGCUUCAGAUGAGCUUGAAGAUGCAGUAGUGGCUUGUGCAAAUGAUGAAAAGGAAGAGGAAAUGGGGGAUGAUGUGAGCUCAGGAUCUGAAGGAAUUGCUCAAAC